This is a messenger RNA of Hymenoscyphus albidus, 2791 nucleotides long. The record is from the annotation of a GenBank genome assembly. NCBI's taxonomy places the organism in Eukaryota, Fungi, Ascomycota, Leotiomycetes, Helotiales, Helotiaceae.
AGGAGGGGCAGUUCAACGCCUCCUCAGCCCAAUCCAGCGGCCUCUCCCUGGAUAAUCUCUCCGUCUACUCAGCUUCUCCUUGAAGAGUUGCCCUGUUCAUCCAGUGAAAGCCACGCCACUUAAACUCUGUAAACUCUGCUCUGCUGCUCUGCAGUCGUCGGUGGAUGAUUCCCGUGUUCCCAACUGAUCGGUCUUAUCUUGCACAACACACCUCACACUCGCUCACCCUACUCAGCCUACUCACCCGUUCCACAGCACUUGACCUCGAAGACGACGAACGGAUCGCCUUGCUUCUUUCAACUUCGCCUCAUCGUUCGCUUCCUGUCGUUACAUCAUCCCUCCAAAGCCUCCAUGUACGCUUCGACACUACUACGACCGACCUAACGACACUCGUUACCCGGGGAGCGCGUGAGGGCAAAUAACCUCAAGCUUACUCUACAAUCAAUUGUCACCAAAACACCACCCAUUAAUUAUCUUACCUCCUCGUCGCCAUGUAUUCUGCUUUCAUACCUCGCGCAGUAUCAGCGCUGCUGCUUGGCAGUAGUCUGGUAGCAGGAAUCGACCUCGACAUAACAAGUGUUGGUACGUGGAUUUCUACAUUUGCAGAGGUUAUUGAUUCUCUCCCCUUCAGAUGCUGAUGCGACCGUCCAGAUUCUAUAAAGAGUGCUGCAAGUACCCUUGCCUACGAUAUGAUGACCUAUUACAAGGGCAAUCAAUCGGGCCAUAUCUUGGGAGUUCUGCCGGGUCCCCCGCCAGAUCCACCAGAAGGAUGUGAGUUAUCGCCUACCAGAAUUCCACCUUCUCAGUGUUGAUGGCUGACGUGAUUAGAUUACUGGUGGGAAUCGGGUGCGAUGUGGGGGAGUUUGAUCGAUUAUUGGCAUUACACGAAUGAUACUAGUUACAACGAUGCAGUAAUGGCGGGAAUCCAAGCCCAGGUGGGGGAGAAUGUUGAUAUGAUGCCCAAGAAUUGGUCGCAGUCCAUGGGAAAUGAUGACCAGGCUUUUUGGGGGAUGACUGCCAUGUUGGCGGCCGAAUACAACUUUCCUAAUCCUCCGGGAAAACAACCUUCUUGGCUCUCCCUCGCUCAGGCGGUCUUUAAUACACAGGCUGUUCGCCCUGAUCAGAAUUGUGGUGGGGGGUACGUGGAAUGUAUAUUCCCGCUGCACUUCAAAUACUAAUCCUGUAUAGUUUGCGAUGGCAAGUUUACCCUUACUUGACGGGUUACAACUACAAGAAUUCGAUAGCCAAUGGAUGUUUCUUUAAUAUCGGAGCGAGAUUGGCUCGAUAUACGGCCAACAACACCUACGCGGAACACGCGGAAAAGACUUGGAACUGGAUUCAAAGUGUUGGGUUGAUGGAUAAAGAUUACAACGUGUAUGAUGGUGCUCACAUUGAGUCCAACUGCACAGAUAUAAACAGAGUUCAAUUCUCUUAUAAUAGUGCUGUUUGGUUGCUAGGCGCAGCUACUAUGUAUAACUAUGUAAGUAUUCUUCGCUGGUGAUGUGACGCAACAACUAACCUGGUACAGACAAAGGGAGAUCCCGUCUGGAAAGAACGUACCGACCGACUCCUGAAUCAAACCUUCAACAUCUUUUUCAGGGACAACAUCGCCUACGAAGUCGCAUGCGAACCCAAAUUAAGUUGCACAACCGAUAUGUACAGCUUCAAAUCCUAUCUCACUAGAUGGCUAGCCUCUACCAUCAAAGUUGCACCCUACACCCACGAUUUGAUCGUCGCAAAGCUCAAGCCCUCCGCAAUCGCCGCCGCGAAGCAAUGUGUAGGUGGAGACAAUGGAAGGACUUGUGGAUUAAGUUGGUCUAGUGGAAAAUGGGACGGUACCAAAGGAGUUGGUCAAGAAAUGGCAGCCAUGUCUGCGAUUUUCGUCAACCUCAUUGAUCUCGUUCCUAUUGGUGCUCCUCUGACGAAUGCUACGGGUGGAACUAGUGAAAGUAAUCCGAAUGCUGGGAGUGGGAGUUCAGAUACACUGGAGCCGAUCAAACCUGCUACCCAGGCGGAUCGGGUUGGUGCGGGGAUUUUGACGACGUUGAUACUGGUUUGUACUACGGGGAUGUUUUGCUGGAUGAGUAUUUGAAUUAAGCGUUGUUCGUUUGCUUGGUUUCCUUUGCAUCUUUUUUCGAUUUGGGACGGACUGGCCCAGGCAAGGAGUUUGUUCAUUCCGAAAUCGUUCGCACCCGACGAUGUACACGGUAUUAGCAUGGGCAUUGAUACCUGCUCGUUAUUCUCUUUCUUUUCUUUCUCGCUCGAGCGGUCGUUGACGUGGCUUGGUGCCUUGGCGGAUGGAUAGCUGGGUAAUGGAUGGAUUGGAGUUCUCUUUUCUCUUUUCUUUUCUUUGAUUCUUACAUAUCUUCGCGACUUACCUUCCUCUCUUUGUGAAUCAAGAGAGGGGUAGUAGCAAGAUGGCGUUUGGGGAGUGUGUGAUGGGAUGGGGUUUGAUUUAUUUUUCUCUUUUCUCUUUCUUGAGGACUUUUGAGAUUGGUGGGUUGGAAUGGAAUGAAGUGAUGGAAGGGUAAGGUUGGGUUGGGUAGGGUAGGAGGUGUUAAUUGGAUUUGGAUUUGUGAGGGAUGGGUGGAUGGAUGGAUGGAUGGAUGGGAAGGGGUGGGGGAAAGGAGUUGACUGAUGAAUAGGAUGGGAGGAGCGAGAGAGAGAGGGAGGAAACAAGGAAGUGAGUGUGGAAAGGAGACUAGAAAAGAUGGUUAGAUACAGCUUGUCUGAAGGGAGGGAGGGUAGGCUAGGGUGUAUUAGUGUAAUGGUCAUCGUUUGUAUUACUGUG